AUGCCAGGUCUACUUGGUAGUCGUUGGGCGUCCAAGUCUCCCAAAGUGUUCGACCAAAGGACAACUGACAUCAAAUACCCAUCCGUUCCAGCAUUCGGCUUUUCACUACCCGUUAUUACGCCAGUCAAGACUCUACCACCAGCCCUGGCCGGGAAACCCGUAUCGCUCUCCGAGUUCUUCAGCGUGGAUUCUGUGCCCCCCUGGUCUCAAACUACCUCCGAGUCUGGAGACGCGGUCAUGCCUACUCCUCGACUUGUCGAUGCGGAUGUCAUCGACGCAGCUCAAGUUUCGCCAUCUCUUCGAGUCGAGUCUUCCGAAGCAAAGGAUCAGGUUGUGUCUUUCCCCAAGAUAGAUGAUGUCUUUGCGGAGGACGUCGACAGUCCUGCAGAUGUGAUACUAUCCACUUCUGAUAACCCAUCUCCAAGCCCUCCUAUCCCCAACCCCGAGGCUCUCGACUCCACCCACGCACGUCCGACUCAGAAGAACGAAUCUUCGCCGCAAGAGCAUAUCCCCAGCAAACCGCGUACCAGGUCCGACAUCGCCGCUGCGAAUACUCGCGCUCGCAUGCGAGAAAUCGAAACGCACAACCCGCGCCUCAGACUUCCUACGAGUGCUAAGGAGGUGGUUGGGAGGGGCUUGAGUCGCUCGUAUGGGGGUUAUUCCAGACAUUGA
Dothidotthia symphoricarpi CBS 119687 is the source of this 672-nucleotide messenger RNA. RefSeq lists its product as uncharacterized. NCBI's taxonomy places the organism in Eukaryota, Fungi, Ascomycota, Dothideomycetes, Pleosporales, Dothidotthiaceae. The transcript is spliced from 2 exons. Bases 1 to 672 code for a protein of 223 amino acids. The record is from RefSeq and is a predicted model, not a curated record.